Molecule: messenger RNA, 390 nt
Organism: Saprolegnia diclina VS20
Lineage: Eukaryota; Oomycota; Saprolegniomycetes; Saprolegniales; Saprolegniaceae
Exons: 2
Coding region: 1-390 (129 amino acids)
Biological process (GO): cell wall macromolecule catabolic process; chitin catabolic process
Molecular function (GO): chitinase activity
Source: RefSeq, a predicted model, not a curated record
AUGUCACACACGAGUCUGACGAGCUCCGAGCCUCGGAAGAGUAUGACAAGAGCGGCGAGCCGCGGCGCGCUUCAGCUCACGUGGCGCUACAACUACGAAGCGUUUGGCGGCGCGAUCGGGCGGGACCUCGUGACCAACUAUGCCAGUGUGGCCACGGACCAAGAUCUGGUCUGGUUGAGCGCGUUCUGGUUCUGGAGCGCAAACCGCAUUCAUGACGUGGCGGGCCAGUGGGGCCAGUUUGCCAAGACGACGCGCAUCAUCAACCCGACGUGGGAGUGUGGCCCGAACCCGCCCAACCCGAAUGGCGACCCGCACCGCGUGGCCUUGUUCAAGGCGUAUUGCGCCGAGCUCGGCGUCGACCCGGGCACCAACCUCUCGUGCAAGGUCUAA